AUGCCAAAAUUAGAGUUAAAGGAUUGUGCAUCUAUAUGUGAUAUAAAUGGUGAUGAUAAUUAUGACUCAAAAUCAGCACAUGAAUUAUUAGUAUUAGCUGGAUAUUAUAUAAGUCAUGAAGAAAUUGUUAAAUAUAUGGAAACUUUAAAUAAAUCUAAUUUAAAUUUGGGUGAUAUUGAGAAUUUUAUUAGUAAAGAUGUUGAAAAAGAUAUACCAAAAGUAGAUAUGAUUAGGAAUUUGUUAAAAUCACUUGAUAUGAACAAUUCAGAUAAUAUUGAUGUAUCUACUUUAAAAUAUGGAUUAAGUUCUCUAGGUAAUGAUAAACUUAAUGAUUUAGAAAUUAAGGAUUUAUUUAAGACAUUAGGUAUAUCUAAAGAUACAGAGAUAAUGAGUAUAAAGACAAUUGUAGAAAAUAUUGAGAAAGUUCUAAAGUUAUUUGAUUAA
Molecule: messenger RNA, 444 nt
Organism: Cryptosporidium muris RN66
Lineage: Eukaryota; Apicomplexa; Conoidasida; Eucoccidiorida; Cryptosporidiidae
Exons: 4
Coding region: 1-444 (147 amino acids)
Molecular function (GO): calcium ion binding
Source: RefSeq, a predicted model, not a curated record